CAAGUUCCCAGGUUAUAUCACGCCCCCGCAUCAUCCAUCCUAAGGCCCCUUAGUUGUACCUAACCUCUAACAUAACGUGCCCUACACUUUUUUAUUUCAUUCUACAAUGCCCGGAGACAGAGAGUACCACAUAGAUGACAUGACCCGUACGGCCUUGCAGACCCAGGCCGGCGUACGGUUUCUUCUCCGCGCCAAACUGAAGGCCGAGUCUCGACACUCUUCGGAUGUCAUCCCUUGGGCACAAAACCUCUCGGAAAAGGUCACCAAGGCCAUGGCGGAAGCAGCCGGGCACCAACUAACCCAUUUUGCCAUACACUUAAACGCGAUCAAGCUGCAAAGCCGCCGGCCGUACGCGCUUAUCUGCUACGAUCUCUUCCUCCAUGAAUCCGACAAGGACUUACGAAGCCAGUUCUCUCAAAACCCUAAUCAACCAAUCCACGAGAUCAUUAAGCGCGCAAAUAGCUACUAUAUCAUCAGGAGCAAGCGACUAGACGAUAUGGUAGCAAGCACGUACAAGCACCUACAGGAGUGUGAUAACGGACCGCCGCCGUACUUUGAAGAUACCCUCCAUCCGCCCCUGUAUGUCGAUGGGAGGCGGAUCGAGCGGCCUAAGGACGGAACGCGUCAUCCAGACGAACCGGAAGGAUGGGACUGGGAGCGGGGUUGGGUGUUUGGGCCGGAAGAGGAUAAGUUGAAGGAGGACGGGGACGAGGUGGAGAAGUGACCUCGGGAACAGUUGGUGGGAGAAGGGCAGGGCUUUCUAUCCUUACAAGCACAUGUAGAAGAUCGUGAUCUUAUCGAGUAGUCAAGCUCCGUAGUCGAGGUCUUCUGUCCCCUUGUCGAGGCAGGCUAUAAGGGCAUCGGUAGUAUUUCAACUCGAAAGCCUUCUAGCAAGAAAGUAAGCCUGUAUGAUAGUGUCAAAUAUCUUCUUAUCGUUAGUUUCAAACAAUAUGUCGACUACGACCAACUCUACGGUCCUUCUUUACCGCGCACGACAGAGCUUGCUCGGCAU
Messenger RNA from Thermothelomyces thermophilus ATCC 42464, 1012 nucleotides. RefSeq lists its product as uncharacterized. The coding region runs from base 107 to 724 and encodes 205 amino acids. The record is from RefSeq and is a predicted model, not a curated record. NCBI's taxonomy places the organism in Eukaryota, Fungi, Ascomycota, Sordariomycetes, Sordariales, Chaetomiaceae. The transcript has a single exon.